AUAUUAUAAUUUUAUUUCGUUACUUCGACGUUCUUGCCUCUGGUCAAAUAAGGCUCACUCUUGUGUCAAGCCCUAUUUAAACAAGUGACUUUGCCUGAAAAAACUUAAAUCUCUAACUCAUCGAUCCAUCUUAAGACAAGAACAACAAUAACAAAGUCAACGGUGCAGUAUAUAAUUCUUGUGUGACUCUUAAUAUCAUUAAUGGAAGGAAGCUUGGAAGGUAUGCUGAUGAAAGUGAGCAUUUUCGCUCUGGUUCAAGCUCUUGUAUAUCUUAUUCUGUCUACAUCUUCGAGUGUUUUCUCUAAGUCAAACACGAUGAAGAGACUUCAUAGUUUCCGGUCAGCGAGAUCCAUGAGCAUCAGCCGGAUUCUGGCGGUUCUUCAGGAUAUGCCUGCAGGCGGCGAGAUUUCUCCUUCUUCCAUGAGUCUCUCUUCUUUUCUUGCUUCUCCUUCAUCGUCACCACGUAUAUGAUUCAGUAUUUUCUGGUGAAUUAUGUUUGAAUAUUGUCUCUGCAUGUUAGAUAAUGUUCAAAUUCCUUUGUUUAUAAAUUUUUUUUUUAUAAAGUUUAUUUGUAAUUUAAUCUCCAAUUUGAUUCAUGAUUGAUUAAGAAAACAAGAAAUGACGUGAGCCCGUGUUAAACAAAAGAAACAAAACGUCAGCGUGUUAGU
Brassica napus (rape) is the source of this 668-nucleotide messenger RNA. RefSeq lists its product as uncharacterized. Lineage: Eukaryota; Viridiplantae; Streptophyta; Magnoliopsida; Brassicales; Brassicaceae. Bases 202 to 471 code for a protein of 89 amino acids. The transcript has a single exon. The record is from RefSeq and is a predicted model, not a curated record.